Messenger RNA from Echinostoma caproni, 330 nucleotides. The record is from the annotation of a GenBank genome assembly. Lineage: Eukaryota; Metazoa; Platyhelminthes; Trematoda; Plagiorchiida; Echinostomatidae.
AUGAUCCGGCGCCUAUCACUUGAAGUUCAACGCAGACAACUGGCUGCCAAAGCUUUGGAGAACCGAGAUUUUAAAGAUUAUGUAACUAGCAGUCGAAUUCUCCCAGAAGAAACAACCUUUGAUUAUAACCCAAUCCAGCUCGCUAAAUACCUGGAAAUACGUAGACGACGUCUGGAUUCCAGCUUGCAACGUAUAGCUUCUUGGAAAAAGCGAGAUCUGGAAAUGAUAACUGAUGACCAUCUGCCUGUCGGAAGUGUACAUAUACCCCGGCCGGAAUUGAUAAAUCAACCAAGGCGGCAUUUCCGUGCCUACAGUUUACCUCGCGCAUAA